Messenger RNA from Sclerotinia borealis F-4128, 1755 nucleotides. NCBI's taxonomy places the organism in Eukaryota, Fungi, Ascomycota, Leotiomycetes, Helotiales, Sclerotiniaceae. The record is from the annotation of a GenBank genome assembly.
AUGAAGGAAAGUUUAGAUCAGAGGGCGGCGGGUGUUGAUUUGGGACCCUCCAGUGCUCCGACAGCAUACGCCAUGGUCGCCACAGGUACCAAAGUUGAGUCCCCAGGAAGCAAGCCUUGUCCAUUUCUUGAUAAACUUCCACGUGAGAUUCGCGACAAGAUCUGGCGACACAUUCUGCUGAGACCAGUCACAAUACUGCCAGAAAUUCGCACAACUGAAACCCGAUGGUCAACCGGCAAAGAAAAUGCGAAACAUAAACAUUGCAGAUAUGACCGGAAAUAUACCUAUAUUUGGGCCCACAAUUCGGGCGAAGAGGACAACAAUUCCGAACCCCAACCCUUGCUUCAAAAGGUCUCAUGGAUAACAUAUCUCACCCGUGAACAACUAAAACUCAUCGACAAUGGUGUCGUCAAUUUCGAGAUUGGCGAUUAUCCCGAGCCUGGUCGCCAGGUCCAGUGCGCGGUACACCAUCGAAACGGGUUCGGUCCUCAGAUCAUCAAUCGUACGGAAGUGGAAUUAUACCCAUUUGGCCGUUCCGUCGACAUCAUGCGCGUCUGCAAAAAAUUCGAGGAAGAAUGCGGUUCGGUUCUCUAUGGGGAUAAUGCAUAUCAGUUCAAUACGCAACUCAGUCAUAAACGCAGCGAUCUCAAGGAAAUGCCAUGGCGCAUCCCUGGCUUCCAAAAAGAGAAAGGAAAAGCCAUUGGUCUUUUGAAACUUGACAAGGCUGUAGACAAACUUUUUGACCUGCAUUGCCGUCACCCUGCGUUCAUUUACAAAGAUCCAUUCAUUCGGUUUAUUGCGUAUAUUGGACGAAAGAAUGCUUCACACUUGAGAGACAUCAAAUUUGAGGGAAUGUUCAAGUCGAUACUUCUACCCAAUGCUGAUAAAGAUUCUCAUAUUGGCUUCGGGACAAUAUUGCCGAUCUAUGCGGUGAUCAUAGGAGAGAUUUGUCCAAGGUUACGCAAGCUUACUCUUCACCAGUGGUAUCCAAAUCGCACUUGGGAGCGAUUUGGAUGGAGCGACGAUCUCAAAAAGAGUAAAAAGAUGAGUGAUGAAGACAUGGUAGACAGUAUUGUAGCAAAACUGAUCACGGGUCUACCAUUCCUCCGAGAGCUUCAGCUUGGCGCAUACUCCCAAGUUCCAACGGAUCCUCUGGUCUCCAACGACAGACAUCGAGAUGUGAAAGAUGAGUGGGGCAGAUCUCUCCAAUGGAUGAAGUUUGUAGAAGAGAGAAACAAAGAUCAGGGACCGGAAACGGGUACAUCAGAUAAUACUUCGAAUAGUGGUACUAGUGUAAGGCACGCCGGAGCCCGCACUGGUGAUGCUUGUCACGAUCAAGAUCCCAUGGAACACGAACGUCCUGGUAGCUAUGGCACGAGUAGCUGCAUCUGGACUCUCACUCGUUGCCCCAUAAGAGAAAGUUCACGCUACGACGAACCCACGACCGGAUAUGGUGUUGAUCGAAGAAAUCAGUAUGGGUAUCUACUAUAUUGGUAUGAUUUCACGAGUACGUGGAGAUGUAAAAAUGCGCAUGGUGGUGUUAGAGAUCGUGACGGCUAUAUUUUAAAUGUCUCGGAUAAGGUCGACAACGACAAUAAACCUCUUGUAGGCAAACGUGGAAAGGGACUUGGAUGGCGGCACGGACUCAUUGCUUCUCAUGGCAAAAGUCAGAAGUUUGUCAAAAAAUUGGUUGCGAAUGUUUGUACUGACUGGCGACUAAUUGAUCAUGUUGAAGCUGGUGGUGCAUUGAGUUAA